This is a messenger RNA of Aureobasidium musti, 180 nucleotides long. The record is from the annotation of a GenBank genome assembly. Lineage: Eukaryota; Fungi; Ascomycota; Dothideomycetes; Dothideales; Saccotheciaceae.
AUGUCAUACAUGGUCGACAAGGCACCGUCCCAAGACCCCCUUCUCCAGAGACAGGUUCGCCCAUGGGAGCCUGCAGAGCACCGUCCCUGCCUGACCUGGAGCAGAAGUGCUUACAGACCCUUCAACACUGUCAAGAACAAGUACCAGCCAUGGACCCCAGUUGCUGCUCCCAGAAACUAA